UGGUUGCAUUGAGUUGCCUGGGCUUGGGUUGCGCUGUUCGCAAGAGUUUUGAGAGCUACCAAAGAAACGACUUCCCCCACCGCCCGCAACCCAGGGUGUCCAACUCCGGGCCGAGAUGCCACUGGGAGUCUAGGAGAGUGCCCCCGGGCUCCAAGCAGGGUGAUAAACAGAAGAGUUGGUCCAGUUCUCACUGUGGUCACGUUGGCCAUGGAUCACGCACCACUUCCCUUGACUGUGACUUCUGACCCCAGGCUCUUCAAUCAACAACUGCCAGAGCCUCCAGAACCACAGUGCGUCUUGGAGCCAAGGGACAACCCUGAGCUGGUCCCCGCACUGGCCUGUGCCCUCUGCUGUUUCUUUGGAGUCAUCUACUGCUGCUUCGGCUACCGAUGCUUCAAGGCGGUGAUGUUCCUGUCUGGGCUGCUUUCAGGAGCCCUGGUCAUCUUCUUGCUAUGCCACAAGGAACGGGUUUUGGAGACACAACUGAGCCUGGAGGUGAGCGCAGGCAUCGCGCUGGGCAUUGGCCUCCUCUGUGGACUGGUCACAAUGCUGGUGCGAAGCGUGGGGCUCUUCCUGACUGGCCUUCUGCUUGGUCUGACCCUGGGGGCAGGUGCCCUACUAGGCACUGAACCCAUCUACCAGCCACCCUCAGCCUGGGUACCAACAGGGGGCCUGGUGGGACUGGCACUUCUAGGUGCCCUACUUACCCUACGCUGGCCUCGACCUUUCACUAUGUUAGGCACAGCCUUUCUGGGUGCAGCCGUACUGGUGGGCUGUGCAGACUACUUCCUGGAGGGGCUGGCACUGGGCGGGCGUCUGGGUCAGCGACUUCAGGCAUUGCCUGCCCUACCUCCACUCUGCUGGUACAGCUGGGCCCUGCUGGGUGCCUGGCCUGCCCUGGGGGCACUUGGGGCCCUUGCUCAGUGGAGACUCACAGCCAAGGGACACAGAGGCCAUGAUGAUGGGGUUUUGAGCCAUCGACUGAAGGGCCUCCAGCUUCUCAGGAUCCGCCAGCAGGAGGCCAAGUGGCAGCAGAAUUCUGAGGCAACGGCCAGCGAAGGCAGCUACCAUCGCCAGGUCCCACACAGAGCCCGGAGCCCAGCUGACAGCCUGGCACCGAGUUAUCUCCAGAGCCUCCGGGAUCGACAGCUGGGGCCAAGCACUAUGGGUACUCCCCAUCAUGCCAUCCUGGACCUAGACUCUGACUGUGGUUCCACCGCGCCCCUCACCACACCCCCUCGAUCCAACCAAACCUGAGCCUCUGCACACACUCACACACACACGUGCGCGCGCACACACACACACACACACAUACACACACACAUACAUGCCUUAGAGAGAAGGGUCAGAGCACCAGGUGGGCAAUGCUUGGGCAGAAGAGGUAGAAUUUUCCACUGAUAACUAUACACAAAAAUGCACAUUCCCUCUUCUCCUCCCCAGCUGUUAGACUGGCCAUGGAGGGACAGGGCAUGAAAUGUGGUCUAGCCCAGCCCUGAAGGAGAAUGUGCCAGGGUGGAGCUGGGGACAGCUGAAGGGAGAUUGAAGGAGGAAGGGGGUGGAAGAACUGAAUUUUCACCUCUGCUCAAACUACAGAGAUAGCCUCAUAUUCCUGGAUUCUCUGUCACCCCUAACACUCAGCACUGCUGCCCAAUCUACCAUGACCCCAAGCCUGGAAGGACACUUCUCCCUUCUACAACAUGACCUCCUUUUGUACCACCCAAAUCCUGUGCCACAAAGUGGGAAAAUGGGGUUUUUGAAGAUGCUACAAAAAAGCAGGGAAUUUCUAAAGACAGAUGUAACUCCUUUCUGGAAAGAAGGGGAAGGAUCUCUUUUGGGUCCCCCUGACUCCUCAAGUCUCAGGUUAAUGAAGGGGAGUGCAUUAGGACACUCAGUAUUCUUUUCUCCCACACACCUCCAGUGCCUGAGCCCCAUUCCUACCUCAUUUGGGGGCUCUGUCCUCCCUGGUGCUUUCCACUUUCCCUCCUCUCAGGCUCGUGGUGUAUGCUGGGGCAGAGUCUACUCAGACCCUGCCCCUUACUGGCUUCUUGUGGUGAAAAGAAGAGGGCAGCUCUGGGGAGAGCUGCAGGGGGUAUAAGAGUGGCAAAAUGGGAGAUGGACAGAUGCCAGCACCUUCUCUGCCUCUCAGCCCCAUAGGACACUAACAUUCUAACUGUGCCUCCACUCCAGCCACUAACCCUGGCCUAAUGUCCCCAGCCCUAUGCCAGUGUCCAUAAACUCCCCGCAUUGGAGGAAAGGGAUAAAAUGGAUGCCACGGCAGAGGGAGGGGAGAUAUCGAUGAGUUGUAAAUAAAAUGGCAUUGAAGAUUAAA
Molecule: messenger RNA, 2329 nt
Organism: Vombatus ursinus (common wombat)
Lineage: Eukaryota; Metazoa; Chordata; Mammalia; Diprotodontia; Vombatidae
Product: transmembrane protein 198-like
Exons: 5
Coding region: 208-1257 (349 amino acids)
Cellular component (GO): plasma membrane; vesicle membrane
Source: RefSeq, a predicted model, not a curated record